Molecule: messenger RNA, 3640 nt
Organism: Stylophora pistillata
Lineage: Eukaryota; Metazoa; Cnidaria; Anthozoa; Scleractinia; Pocilloporidae
Source: RefSeq, a predicted model, not a curated record
CUUUUCCAGACUGCCGGCGGCAGUUUACAAUUACUAAAGGAGAAAUUUUUUACAGAUGCCCCCUCCCCCUCUUCCCAGUAACAUUUGUGGACAAGUAUGUUCUUAGAAAUAAUACCGUCCCCAGAGAAGACAUUCCACGCAAAGAGGUCAAAUGACAUAAUAAAGAUGAAAUAAAAAAAUGAAGAAACCCAAUACAAAAGCCGGUCGCCAUUACAACAAAUGGGAACUUCAUAAAACCGAAAUUGUCGACCCACGCGCAAGCGCAGUUUUGCGUGUACCAGGUGGCUACCUCGAGUAGAAACACUACAAUCAAUCAAUCAUAACGUGGUCAGAACGCUUAGCUAAAAGCUAGUUUACAGGUACGCCACGAAAUAAAAAGAAAAAAGGAAAUCUACGAAAGUAGAUAACGAAACCUGUUCUGAGGAAAUAGGGCUAGUGGCGUUGCGUUCUCUUGAGGUUUUAAACGUCGCUGGAUCAAGAAAUAUGGCAGCCCAACCGAUCAAAAUGUUCUAUACAUCUCUCUUUUCAAGUGAAGGAAUCCCUGCUGGAUUAGACUUUCAGAAAAAGGAUACUCACGAGAUGUCGUUUACUGAACAAGGAAAAAUAGUCACCCAAUGUUCACAGCAAAACGAUCUACAUUUCCAUAACUUGUAAGUUACAAGUUCAGUAAACCUCACGUAACAUGAUUUUACUUUUAACCUUAUAACCCAUCAUGAAUGAAGACAAAUGACUAGACAAAGCAACCUUAGGUGCUUUCGAUGAUAUACCUCGGCUCUACUUCAGUUUAUGGCUAUGUGGUCUACAAUAUCUGGAAACAAAUUCAAACCCGUGAGAAAAAAGAAAUGUUUUUGGCAAGAAGUAAAAAUCUUUUCAUUUCAAAAACUGCAGGUUCACCCCACGUUCAUGUGUACAUCGAAUGUUGACUGAUGAUCAGCUACGCGUAAGUUGUAUUACAGUCUAUCUAAUAACAAAGCGUUCAUAGCCUCGAUGUUAUCAAGACAGUUUGUUUCCUUAUUUGUUUCUGGUUUCUCUUAUUACCUUAUCGUGUACCGUUUAUGGUCUAUGCAAUUUCUCUUUAUCAAUUUCUUUGCAAUGUAUCUUUAAGUUUUUUGAUUUAGAACAUACAAACGUCAAAAGGCUGCAUCAAAGAACAAACAUUACGUGAGGGUUAUUUAUCAAUCUAUUUACGUACUUAUUUAGUAAUCUUUCGUGUUUUCUUUUCUGCAGGAAACGGAAAGGGUAAACAUUGUGGUACGGCAACACCAAGGAACGCCCCAAUGCAGGGAACGAUCAUCGAUAAAUAUACUUCCAGUUCGAGAAAGUCUGUAGAUUUGUCGUAACAUGAGUUUUCAGGGCUAGACGCUAAGAAUCUUUCAUUCAUUGACUGCUAUGAAUGCUGCAUAAUGCUAAUCAGUAAGAUGUAAUUAGCCAAGUAAGCAAUGGAACUAAUUAGGCUAUCAAAGUGGUUUUCGGCUGAGUGUUUCAAGUAAUCCAGAUUUGCUUCAUUAAGUUUCACGACUGGCUCUAUAAAAAACUCGCGCCACUCUCUCUUAACCAAUCAGGAGCCAAACGUAAGCCAAUCCUGUUGUGGUUACCUCUUUUUCCGGCCAUUGACGGCCACGGGUUGUUUACACGGCUAUGGUUCACUGACUCAUACUUUUAUUGAAUCAUUAUUUCUUUUAUGCCGCAGGUUCCCUGUAUAUAUCACUCCAGUAAAUAAAUAAAAAACCAAAAGAAACCUAGUUACAAAAUGCCUCAAGACUCAGUCUCUAACAAAACAAAGUGCCUCCAGUGAUUGCUCUAGAAUGAUUGAGCACAUACAAAAUGUUCAUAGACAGGCCAUUCACUAAAAAACCCUCCUCUGCGUUUUUUCAGCGCUACGUGGUUUCAUCACAUUUACAGGUUUCUGUCAAUUGACGUGCUUCUUUCAUCCAUUUAAGAGAGUCAGUCCACAGUUAAAUAAGCAGUACCAAAUUUGCAUUUCAACGUGUUGGUCAGCCUCAAUAUUCUAAGUUGCGCCGUCAGUCAAACGGAAACAACCGUCACCCCUUGCCGGUUUAAUGUAACGGGCUCUGUAUUAACAUAGCUACAGUCUUAAGCAACAGAUCACAUUUAAGUAAUGAAGACAGUCACCUUGAACAGCGAACUUAACGUGUUGCCAAAAGGUCAGUAAGGAUUCUAGAAAUUAGACUGAUACCACUAGCAUACUAAUUUUAGGCUAAAGCUAUCCUAAGUCGUAAUUCUUUCACAACCGGCAAUUUAAUUCGAUAAUUACGAAUCCCAGUGUAUCUACAACGUUUCGGAAGCAUAGAAUGUGAUUUUAAAAGGACAGAGCAUUGAAAAUGCUGUCUCCUGUACACUCAAGAGAAUGGAAUUAUUUAUGUUCCCACGAAGUAACGGAAAAGUAAACAAAACAAAUCAAAGUAUGGGCGGAAUAUAAAUUUUUAUAAGAUAAUACGGCUCAAAGAGGGUCUUGAAUGAGCACGCCAAAAUAAAGGUUAAGACGAGCACAUGCAAUGAACUCAAUGAACAGCUCAUUUUCCACACCUCGCCUCUCUUACCGAUUAAGAAUUAGAGAGAGAUAAAAAUACAUGACACAAACACAAAGAAAUUCUAACCUAAGGUCAUCCUCAUAAAGACUGAGCUGAGCCGCAGGAAUUUUCACGCCACCAAUCAGAAGGUGUUAAACAAUUCUUCAUAGCUAACUGAUUGAUCCGCUGUAGUCACGAGAAUUUCAGUUAGAGUUUUAUUGAAAGCUGUUAGAAGGGAGUUACAUUUUCUUUGCCUGUUGUGUUUAUACAGGAUGGUUAGAGCUCUCGACUGCUCAACUUGUUUCAGGUCUUCGUAUCUCGAAGUCUACAUCGACAGAUUACAAGUAACAGAAAACGGUCACAACAAUCAAAAAACGAUCAUGAAAUGCGGAAGAUGACAUAAGCUGUUAGAUGCGAAAGACUCUACUCAGAUGGCGCCUUUUCACUCUGAUGUACAAACUUCUAGGAUGGCGGAGAAACGUGGACGACGCUCUCUGGCUGAUUUAUCCUCACUGACAAACCACAUGGAAAAUCUCGUGAAAUCAAGACACUCCCCCAGAUGGCAACCUUCUGACCAACUGGCAUACAGAGAACAGUCCCAAUACCCCAGCGAGAGCAGUGACGAGGAAGAAGACAAAAACAAAGAGAAUGAAGACAUGAGAUUUCUAUCCGAUGAAAGCCAAACGGAUGGAUUGAUGAACACAUCGAUCAUUUUGAGACACCACAUACUGAGAUCCAAUGAACAGAACAUCAGAAGUCAACCUGAAGACCAAUUCUACAUUGGUCUACUGGAGGCAACGUGUUUAUUUUUUGUUCAGGUACAUGGAUGUCGUCGAAGCAGACGGGCUCCAAAAAAAUCGCACAAAGAUUCGUCCAAGAUAGUUAAAACAAUAGAUUUCACUUUCUUUAAACGUCCAGAGAUGGAAAAUGAUGAAAAAGAUGGAAAACAUUUAAGUGCCAUCGAUGAAAAUCCGUUACAAGAUACUAGCGACCUAAUUGUUGCCAUAGUGACCGACGUGGGCUCAUUUUUCAGCGGGCUCUCCAAAACAAGUCCAUGUGAUUACUCGCUGAUCGUGGCGAGAUUUUUGGACUUGGACGGUUUCAACUAG